This is a messenger RNA of Vicia faba (fava bean), 1497 nucleotides long. Lineage: Eukaryota; Viridiplantae; Streptophyta; Magnoliopsida; Fabales; Fabaceae. The record is from the annotation of a GenBank genome assembly.
AUGCAGGAAGAUUCAGUUUCUGAAUCUGAUGAACAGAAUGAAGGAAAAAAGUCAAAGAGUUAUUGGAUUUGGAAGUGUUUUUACAUUCCAAUUCAUUGGUUUAAAAUGCUUUCAAGGGAAAUGCAUUGGAGUUUUGUGUUAGGAGUUGUUGUUGUUUAUGGAAUAAGUCAAGGUGUUGGUGGAGCUCUUGCUGGUGUUGGAACAAAGUAUUAUAUGAAAGAUGUUCAGAAAGUUCAACCUUCUGAAGCACAGGUUUAUGCUGGAAUUACUUCUAUUCCUUGGAUUGUUAAACCCUUAUGGGGUCUUCUUACUGAUGUUGUGCCUAUAUUGGGAUACAGGAGAAGACCUUAUUUCAUUUUUGCUGGUUUAUUAGGAGCAACUGCCAUGCUUUUAUUAUCUUUUCAUGAAAACCUACAUCUGGUAUUAGCACUUUUAGCAUUAACAGCAGGGAGUGCUGGGGUGGCAAUAGCCGACGUGACCAUUGAUGCUUGUGUUGCACAUAACAGUAUCUCUCAUCCUUCCCUUGCCGCCGACAUGCAAAGUUUAUGUGCCUUUAGUUCUUCUGUUGGAGCGCUAUUAGGAUUCUCCGUCAGUGGCAUCUUCGUUCACCUUAUAGGCCCUAUGGGAGUAUUUGGUUUGUUGACUAUUCCGGCUGGACUUGUCAUUUUGGUUGGAUUUCUGCUUGACGAGCCUCGUAUGCAAAAUUUCUCUUACAGACAGGUGAACCAAAAUUUUGUGGAUGCUAGCAAGGCGAUGUGGACUACAUUGAAGAGUGAAAAUGUAUGGAGGCCUUGUUUAUACAUGUAUUUAUCCCUUGCACUGAGUUUGAAUAUCCUCGAAGGAAUGUUUUAUUGGUAUACGGACUCGAAGGAUGGACCAUCUUUCUCUCAGGAGAGUAUAGGUUUCAUUUUUUCAAUCAGUUCCGUCGGUUCCCUUUUAGGCGCAAUACUAUACCAAUAUGCGCUAAAGGAUUACGCAUUCAGAGACUUACUCUUUUGGACUCAGUUACUCUAUGGUCUAUCAGGGAUGUUUGAUCUGAUUAUUGUCUUGAGAUUGAACCUAAAAUUCGGUAUUCCGGAUUACGUCUUCGUCGUUUUCGUCGAAAGCAUAGGUCAGAUGACUAUUAGACUAAAAUGGAUGCCGAUGCUUGUACUCAGCUCAAAGCUUUGUCCUUCUGGUAUCGAAGGAACAUUCUUUGCUCUAUUAAUGUCGAUUGAUAACGUCGGACUUCUCUCGUCGUCAUGGGCCGGCGGAUUUGUACUUCAUGUUCUAAAGAUCACAAGAACAAAGUUCGAUAAUAUUUGGUUGGCGAUUUUGAUUCGGAAUAUUUUAAGAAUCACUCCACUUUGCAUGCUGUUUUUGGUGCCUAGAGUUGAUCCUAACUCUUUUGUUCUUCUUCCAAAAGAAAGUGUGGAUUCAAAGGUGGAUAUUGAUGCUUCAGAAACAAAACAUGUUGAAUUGAUUUCCCUUGUACACAGUGUUGAUGAUAAUAUGUAA